AUGGACUUGGAAAUUCACUUUGUGCUGGAAUCUGUUAAUCAUUGUGGCUAUGAGUGUUGUGUUGUUCACUGGCCGCACCUACAACAAAGAAUUUAUAGGGAUCUCCCUGCAAAUUCUUCAGUAAAGCUCACCUGUGCUGGAAAUGAUUGUUUUCCCCUUUCCCCUCAAGUCAAAUGAAUCACAAUGUAGGCAUGCGCGUGACUUAUCUAGUUGAAGAAUCUAGGCAAAACAUUCCAGUAGUAACUCUCUUUGGUAGCAAGCUCUAAUCGGCGUGAGUUUGCUUUCUGAAAUGUACCAGGCCAGCUACAAUGAAAUAUCCAUAAAUUGCUGCUGUAGUUGCUACUCUCGUUUUUUGUAGAACUUAUUUUAGUUAUUUCUAUUUUUGAGUAAGUGGAGCUGGUAUCAGUUGAUAGUAGUUUCUAUAAAUGAACGUCAUCAACAGUGUAUUAGGUUUUGUUAUGCUAGUCGCCGCAGUUUUAGGUCUUGUAUGUUUAGCUAAAUAUUUGGAUAGCAGUAGCUCUGCUGUUCAGUAUGAAACGAUUGCAUCAUAUAAUAUAACAAAUCUGGAGAAUUCAGAAGACCCGGUGCAUGUUCCGUGUAAAAGACAAUCUCCCUUGCAGCUUAUGCAAUUGUUGGGUCCAGCUUUUAAUCCAAGAUAUAUGUCGAUUCAGAAGCCUCUGGAUUUCUAUCACCCGAUAACUGCAGAAGAAGAAGAGAAUGACCCCCUUCCUAUGCAAAUCAGCAACUCAUACAGAAGUAAAUUAAGCAACGUGUACAAGCUGGCUUUAUUGCGUAAUGAAGGGGAAAUCUUGCAAAGGAACCAUAAACUGUGUAACCAUAGAGGACACAGGAUAAAACGGGACCUGGAACUUGAAACAUCGGAUUCUUUCUCUUCGGAAGUCCCUACUCCUUGGACAUGUCCUUGGAAAACACAGUGGCUGGACUUGGGCGAUGACAUUUUUCCUCGUUACAUACGAUCUGCUGUCUGUUCCUCAAAGACUUGCUGGUUUUCUCGCAUGAGUUGUCAAUCAAGAUCCUUCACUUUGGUUCUUCUGCGGCGCAACAAAUUCUUUUGUGGCGCUACUACUCAGCCAACGGAGUUUAAGGAAAGGAAAUUUAAAAAUGAAAUGGAACACAGAGUGCCUCCCGAAUUGCAAGAUGAGUGGUUCUUUGAAGAGAGAGCUACGAAUUUGUCUUGUGAAUGUGUGCGGAAGAGCAAUGUACUUUGAACUCAAUUAGCUGUUUAAUUUCAUUGGUGGAGCUAGAACGAUGUUGCUUGUAAAUAGAUGUCUGUAAUAAUUUAUUUGUGCCUUUAAAAGGUUUUUCUUUUCUAUAUGUUUUAAUUUUAGUUACGUAAUAGAUACAUUUCUUUCAUAAAUGUAAAUUUAAAUGUAUAUAACGGGAUAUACCCAAUAAAUUAGCUUAUUACGCU
Molecule: messenger RNA, 1432 nt
Organism: Stegodyphus dumicola
Lineage: Eukaryota; Metazoa; Arthropoda; Arachnida; Araneae; Eresidae
Product: protein trunk-like
Molecular function (GO): signaling receptor binding
Source: RefSeq, a predicted model, not a curated record